AUGCCGCCACCGUCAAUUCCUCAACCCGGCCAAGGCAAGCCGCCCUUGCGACGCGGUUCUAUAAGCGGUGCCUCAGGCCCGCAGGCACAGUUUCGCGCCAGCAUUGGAGCCAGCGCCAUCCCACGUCCGCAGACAGCGCUCAGAGGAUCUAGGCCCGGAAGUUUUCGCGCUUCGAUUAGUGCUCAGCCGUCUUUCGCCUUCAACCCAAGCGGCGAUUCCCAUAUUCCGCUAUCGAUUGCCAACUUGAGCCGUUCGAGUUCGCGGCAAGGUCGUACGCCGACCGGGCCAUCACCGCCGCCCGCUAACGAUGAAACCGCAGCCAGCUCGACGAAUCCGACGCGGGAUAGCAGCAAGGAGAACAUUGCUCCGCCAGAUGCAGCAGAGUACGAAGCCCAGAGACGGCGCAUCGAAGAGCUAAAGGCCGAGGUUGGCACUCUCAACUACCAGAUCAGCAACUAUGAACAGGAAAAGGAGUUGGGACGAUUGCAGAUGGAAAACGAAAUGCGCGAUAUCCGUCGACAAGCUGAGCAGGAUUUUAAAGCAAAACAAGCCGCCGAUGCCGAAAAGUCCAAGGCGCUGCGACAUGCUGAGUCGCUGCAAGCCGAGUUGGACGCCCUACGAGCCGAAAAGGAAACCCAAAAACGAGAACUCAAUGCGAAGACAAGGGAAGCACAGGAAGAGGCAAGACUACUUCGAGAACAAGUUGAGGAGUUGAAGGCUGCUAAGGAGGAAGCAGCACGGCUAGCGGAGCGGGAAAUCACCGAAUUAAAGGCGAAGGUAACUGUGUUGGAGAGGACCGCGCAAGAGACAGAGGAGGAGAACAGAACACUAAAGGAUACCCUCGAAAAAGUCAAUGCCCAACUGGCAGAGCGAGACGACACAAUAGGCAAACUCGAUGCCGAGGUUCUUCGACUCAAAGCUCACACAGGCGAUGCCGAGACAGUGUCCGUGAUCCGCAGGGAGCUUUCAGACCAAGUGAAUCACAUCCGGAUGCUCGAGUCUAAGAACCGUGAGCAAAUAACAGAGCUCAAACACUUGCGACAGGUUUACAAGGCCGUGGAGGUAGUCGAGGAAGAGAAACGGACUCUACAGAGGAAGUUGGAAGCAGCACAAACUCUGGAGACCGAGCUGGCCGAGGAACGAAGGCAACGUCUCAGGCUAGAGGAUGAAAGAAGAUCAUGGGCCGCAUACUUGGAGUCAAAUUCAGAGGGUCCCGUCGAGUUCGACUCACCGGAAGCCGUAGCAAGGGCAUUGGUGGAGGAGCGUUUCCGCUCCGCCUCGCUGACCGAGCGGUUGGGUGCUCUCCAGCCUGAGAUUGCCGACCGUGAUAACAUCAUCAAGUCACUGGAGGAUGAGAAGGCCAGACUUCUCGAACAAAUUGAGAAACUUCGGGCAAGCAGCGGUCCUUCUGCUAACGACAAGGCCCGCGCCCGUCUAGACAGGCAACGCGCCCUCGCCGUCAAGGAGGUGGAGUACCUACGCGCCCAACUCAAGACCUUUGACAUGGAAGACGUCACCAUGCAACCCGAGCAGCUCGACGAGCAAAAAGCCAAGCGGAUCCAAGAGCUUGAGGACCUCGUCGACAAGUACAAAGAAGAGGUUAACACCCUCCACGCCGACCUGACCUCCCUCGAAUCCGCCAGCACCAGCCCCGUCCAACCCGUACUGGCCGGCACCAAACGGCCCCGUGAUGACCACGACGGCGCCGAGUCCGAACAACUCGGCCAACUCGCCCGCAAGAACCGCAAGCUCCAAUCCGAGUUCUCCGACCUGCAAACCUCCCACCGCAUCCUCCAAAAGGAGCACGAAGUAACCACCUCCCAGCUCGCCGCCGCCAAGGAACAACUCAAAACCCGCAUCCUCUCGCUGCGCGACAACCCAACCUCGGAAUACGAAAAGAUCAAGACCGAAACCCUUAAAGCCCUCAAGCUCGAGAACGCCGAGCUGCUCGCCCACCUCGAGCGCCAACCGACUCUCUUCGCGACCGUCCCCGCCACCCAAAUCGCCGCGCUCAAACGCGAAAUAUCCGCCGCGCAAGCCGAGACGGCCUCGGCCCAAAAACGCGCCGACCGCCUAAAACAAGUAUGGGCAGCCAAGUCUGCCGAGUUCAAAGAGGCCGUGUUCAGCACCCUGGGGUGGACCGUGACGUUCAUCCCCGGAGGCAAGAUGCGGGUGGAAAGUGUUUAUUACCCUUCCAAGACGGAGGAGCACGAGAACAGCAUCGUUUUCGAUGGCGAGAAGGGCACGAUGAAGGUGGGCGGAGGACCGAGGAGCGAGUUUGCGAACAGGAUUGCGGAUAAUAUUCGGUUUUGGGUCAGGGAGAGGGGAGAGGUGCCGUGCUUUCUGGCGGCGUUGACGUUGGAGUUUUAUGAGGAAAUGCAUGGGGCGAAGCAGUUGCAGGCGACUGGGGGAGGCGAAAGUGGCAGUGGGAGCGGGACGCCUAUGGAGGGGGUGACUGGGACUGCUUCGGCUUAG
This is a messenger RNA of Neurospora tetrasperma FGSC 2508, 2475 nucleotides long. RefSeq lists its product as uncharacterized. The record is from RefSeq and is a predicted model, not a curated record. Bases 1 to 2475 code for a protein of 824 amino acids. NCBI's taxonomy places the organism in Eukaryota, Fungi, Ascomycota, Sordariomycetes, Sordariales, Sordariaceae. Gene Ontology annotation, biological process: mitotic spindle assembly checkpoint signaling; attachment of mitotic spindle microtubules to kinetochore. The transcript is spliced from 2 exons. Gene Ontology annotation, cellular component: mitotic spindle; nuclear envelope; kinetochore.